Anopheles aquasalis is the source of this 606-nucleotide messenger RNA. RefSeq names its product chymotrypsin inhibitor. The record is from RefSeq and is a predicted model, not a curated record. NCBI's taxonomy places the organism in Eukaryota, Metazoa, Arthropoda, Insecta, Diptera, Culicidae.
CUCACUGGCUUUAGUAUCGAUUGUGCUUUUCAUCGUAUCACUCGACACAACUUCGUAAAGCGUGGUCAUGAAGCUGAUUUUGUUUACUCUGUUGGGCCUACUCCUCGUCGCCACUAUUGUCCGUGCUGACGAUGAAACAGAAGGAGCAGUCGAUUGCGAGAUAGUGAAAUGCACUGGAGCCAAUGAAGAGUUCAACUGUUGUGGAAAAUGCUUCCAAAAGACUUGCUUCACCAAAAAGGUCAAGUGUUCAACUGAAUGCACCCCCGGAUGUUUCUGUGCGGAAGGUUUCAUUCGCAUACGUGAGGGUUCCAGUUGCGUGCCGGAAAACAAAUGCUACAAAGUAUUGGCAGGUGGCUUUAACAAUGGCAAAUAGUGCAGCCGGAUCGAUGCUUCAACGAUUGUAUCUGUCCAAAGGGAUUACUUCAAAUAUUCGCCACUUCUUUUUUUUCGCUGCAAUGAGACAUUUUUUACAUGUAACAUGAAUCUCCGGCCAAUGCGCUACAAGGCACGUUUUAUGCUAUUUACGCUCUUCCUUUAAAUAAUGUAACGCUGUUCUGUAAUUUGUCAUGAAAUUUUGAUCAAAUACAUUUGACUUUGAAAAGUGCA